GCAGUGCUGGGACUACAGGCGUGCACCAGCUCGGCCGGCCAAAAUCAACUGUCUUGCCACCAACAAGGCAGCAGCACUUCUGGCUCAGCCACUCGGAAGAGGACCCAAAGACGCACCUCGUUCACCCAACAGCAGUACAAGGAGCUGGAGGCCAUGUUUAGCCAGACCAUGUUCCCAGAGAAGGAUGUUCAGAAGGCGCUGGCCACGAGACUCAACUUGCAGGAGAAAACAGUGAAGGUUUGGUUCAGGAACAGGCGAUUCAAACUGAAGAAGCAACAACAGCAGGAACAGCAGUCGCUAAAGCAAUCAAGCCAGAUCCUUCCACCGGAGAACGAUAAGCCCUCCUCGCUCAGAGUAUCCACCAAACCUGGCCAUUUUACUUCUGCGUUCUUAACUCUCAAUAGUACCCUUUCAUGUGAAUUCACAAGCUCUUCUGAUUCUUCAGAGGACUCUGACUUCUCUGUUGACAGGCCGCAGUGUCCCUCUCUCCCAGAAGACUCUGACUUCGCAGAGAGUCCCACGAAUGAUUUCCAAAUGGAAGAUUUUCAGUUGGAGAGGCUGGUGGCCUCUGUCCCUGCUGUAUGUCCUCCUGCCAGUGACAUAACCCAAAUCAUAGAACUGUACAGUUUUCCUGAUGAGCGUGAGGUCUCCACCUGUUCCUUCAGCUGCCUGAAUCAGUAUCUUUCACCUGUCGGGUCUCGGAUAGAAGGAGAGGGUGACUUUUUCUGCACCUUUUGUGGUCCAGCUGUAGGUCCUUCUCCUGGGCAAACUUUCAUACCCAGUAUGACGAGUCACAGCUCUGCCACCUGGAGUCUCAGGUAGCCUGGCAUUCCAGAACCCUUCCAGUAGGUAGACUUUGCAUUUUUCUGAAGCGUAUUUUAAAAAUUAAUUUUAUUGAUAUAU
This is a messenger RNA of Chinchilla lanigera (long-tailed chinchilla), 903 nucleotides long. RefSeq names its product arginine-fifty homeobox (gene Argfx). Gene Ontology annotation, cellular component: nucleus. Gene Ontology annotation, biological process: regulation of transcription by RNA polymerase II. NCBI's taxonomy places the organism in Eukaryota, Metazoa, Chordata, Mammalia, Rodentia, Chinchillidae. The transcript is spliced from 3 exons. The annotation marks the transcript as partial. Gene Ontology annotation, molecular function: RNA polymerase II cis-regulatory region sequence-specific DNA binding; DNA-binding transcription factor activity, RNA polymerase II-specific. The record is from RefSeq and is a predicted model, not a curated record.